Messenger RNA from Clunio marinus, 510 nucleotides. NCBI's taxonomy places the organism in Eukaryota, Metazoa, Arthropoda, Insecta, Diptera, Chironomidae. The record is from the annotation of a GenBank genome assembly.
GUGAGCCAAAUGGCUUUAAUUAAUUCAUCGCCAGAGUUGUGUCAGUCGAAGCUUGAGAUUACAAUAUUUGUUCUCGUUGGAUGUCUUGGUUAUUCUAAUUCGGCUAUUAAUCCCUUACUCUAUGCUUUCCUUAGUGACAACUUUAAGAAGUCAUUCAUGAAAGCUUGUUUGUGUGCGAGAAGCAAUGACUUCAAUGGUCCGCUUCAUGUAGAAAAUAGCAUUUUCCCUCGUUUCGGAAGAAGUCGAGGCUCAGAGAAGUUGACUUCGAUAGCGAAAAACAAUUUCAACAAAACGAAAACAUCGACCGCUGCUGGUGGUGGUACUAAUGUUAAAGACUCUGAAGGAGCAGUCGUUUUCCAGCAAGAUAAGUGCAAGAAUAAUGUUUUUGUCAAAACUACAGCGAUAACGAUUCCGUGCAUUCCUGAAAACAAGGAAAAUAAUAAUAUUAAUGGUCACAAUGAGACAACGAAUACAGUUCAACGAACCGCCGUCCUUCACACGGAUCUGUGA